Molecule: messenger RNA, 1176 nt
Organism: Schistocerca nitens (vagrant locust)
Lineage: Eukaryota; Metazoa; Arthropoda; Insecta; Orthoptera; Acrididae
Product: KH domain-containing protein 3-like
Exons: 3
Coding region: 1-1176 (391 amino acids)
Source: RefSeq, a predicted model, not a curated record
AUGGACGUUACACCUCCCGUUCUUGUUGCUGAUAGCUCCCCGGCGUUGCCUGUGCUUUCUGUGCCUGUGCAAGUAGCGGCCCCCGUGCCUGCUCCGCCGGCUGUUGAUGAACUUGGGCUACCGAUUGUGUCUGACCCCGUACCGGCAGCUGUAACGCUGUCCGUAUCGGAACCUGUUCCCGAGGCUGCUCCCUCUGUUGUGCCUAAGAAUGUGUCCGAUGCUGCCACCGUUGUUGUUGACCGUGAGGAGCGUCUUGACGCCCCCGCGGAACCCAAACCGCGUAGGGAACGGCCGACUGAGAGGGCUGACAACGUGACUCGCAUUCGCAGCGCUAGUAUUUCGGGUGUUUCUUCUCGUAAAGCGCGAACGCCGUCCCCGGUGGUGACUUGCGUCCCACCCUACAAGUCCUCCUCUAAACAGAAAAAGUUGCAACGGGCCUCGCAGCGCGCAGUUGUUGACUCGCGGCAGGCGUCGGCUUCCGAUCGCCGUCGGCAGCGGCCUGCCCCUUGCAGUCAGCCUGCGGCGUCCGUGAGUUCCGCGGAAUCCAAGCGGGACGAGAAAGUUCGUCAGCUUAAGGUUUUGCUUACUCAAACGGCACCUGUCGUGGCAAGCGAUAUGGCGAUGGACGUUGUUUCGAGCGUGUCGCCUGCACAUUUGGCAGGCAAACGCAAAUCGGACGACUCACAUUGCCGUCGCAUCCGGCCGCCCUCACAGGAGUCUGGAUCUGAUUCUGCCGCCGGCGCUGGACCUGCCACGGCGGCUCCUUCCGGUGCCGCUGUUAGUAUGGGCACGGACGUGGUUCAGCCCCCCGUAUUUUCUAGUGAAAAGUGUGACUGGGCGGCGGAAGUGGAGGUGGGACACGGGUCUGGCCCCGGCGUCGUGUUUGUUCCUGUUUACGCUCCUUCCGGCAGCGACUACGCGGCGCGGCGGCUCUUUUAUGGUCUGGAGCUGUGUGAGGUUUUGCACCGGGACAUGGCAAUAAGCGCAGCCGUCUUCGACACAGGAAACAUUACACGUUUGGCAGCUGUGGGGUUGGAACCCACGCCUCUCAAGAGACUGGUGCCUGAAACCAGCGCCUUAGACCGCUCGGCCACGCUACCUACACAACACGCGCGUCACAAGAGCUGCGUCCUACGCCACGAGAACACACCGCAGCGGCACAAAAGUGAGACGUAA